CGCGUCCGUCAAAUGGGACAUGAAACACGCCAAUAAUAUUGAACUAUAUGAAUAAGUAUUCUCUUAAUUUUAUAAUUGCGCGUUCAAUAUAACACAAACACAAACUACAUCUUGCUUUACUGAGGAGUCGCUUUCAGACCUAACUAAUCGCAACGCUGUGUCUACGUUAGUGAAUCGAACACUGAUCAACUCGAUCAGGAAAAAUGGCGGAUGACAAGGACCCCCUGAAACAAUUGAAAGACCUGACACAGCUCAAAAAUCAGUUGGAGGAGAUCCAGAGGCGAGUGGAGAAGGAAAUCGCUGUCGGCAUUCCACAGGACGGCUCGCUGUUGGGAUCCCCAUUCCUAAAGGGCUUCCUGGCUGGUUAUGUGGUGGCUAAGCUACGCUCUUCUGCCAUCUUUGGGGUGCUGAUGGGGACCAUCACUGGCAUGUAUGCAGCACAGAACUAUCAAGCGCCUAACGUUGAAAGGACCUUGAAAGACUUUCUCAACAACUUGAAAAAAAAGUAA
Molecule: messenger RNA, 509 nt
Organism: Hippocampus zosterae (dwarf seahorse)
Lineage: Eukaryota; Metazoa; Chordata; Actinopteri; Syngnathiformes; Syngnathidae
Product: SLC35A4 upstream open reading frame protein
Exons: 3
Coding region: 204-509 (101 amino acids)
Source: RefSeq, a predicted model, not a curated record